Messenger RNA from Bombina bombina (fire-bellied toad), 1403 nucleotides. It is a transcript of the gene CCDC167, whose product is annotated as coiled-coil domain containing 167. The transcript has 4 exons. The record is from RefSeq and is a predicted model, not a curated record. NCBI's taxonomy places the organism in Eukaryota, Metazoa, Chordata, Amphibia, Anura, Bombinatoridae. The coding region runs from base 77 to 370 and encodes 97 amino acids.
AUCGAAGGCUUGGUGAGACUCCUGGCAGUGGCAGCGUUAGAGAAGUUACACGUGUGCAGGAAACACACGGGGGAAUAUGGCGAAAAAGAGAAAGGAGAAGCUGAGUGUGGCCAAGGAGAUAGACGGCAUGGAGGAUAAGCUAGCAUCCUGCAGGAACAGCCUGGAAGAUAUUGACUUCAAACUGAGAAAGCUGGAGCUGACGGUUGAGGGAAGGAAAUCUCUAGAAAAAGAGAAGGACUCCCUGACAAACAAGGUGUCUCACUAUGAGAGGGAGCUGAAGUCGCUACGCCAUGAGAAUCGCAAGAACAUGAUGGUAUCUGUGGCACUGUUCCUGCUGAUCGCUGUCAUAUACGUCUGCUGGACCAUGUGAUGCCAAGCGCCAGCCCUCGGACAAUAAUGUGCACCUUGGAGUUGUAUCGCCUACUGCACAGGCUGGGACAACACAUGGGGUUGUUUUUCUCAUCAGAUGUCUUCUGCUGUUUCGUGUCCCAGUGAGAGAUGAUAAAGCCCCUCUAUACCCCUUGCUACUGGGAAUAUACAGAGCAGAGGUGCUGCAAACGUCUGAUGCACAUAACAAAGAUACCACGGUCAUCUCCGCUCCAAACUGCAAAUUAUACAAGAAAAAUCCUCUGCAAUGACAUUUCCAGCCAGACGCCCAAUCUGAAAAUACACUCAGGUCUUGCUUAGCUGACUGUAUAAAGUCAGAUGUUGGCAUUGGGUAUGUUUUAUAGACCAAAGUAAUGUUUUUUUUUAUGGGAAACAGACUUCUCAAACUUCCAGCAUCUUCAUCGCCUACAUAUUGUGAUAUGCAUGAAGCCCAACUGCACCAUUAUAAAAUCAUAUGACCGUUGUAGUGACACUGACGGAGUAUAUGUAACGUGGUGAACGGGCAAUGGGUCCUCUGCUGCUACCCUGAAGCCGUCACCCCUUAGAUAAACCGUAGCUACCCUGUGUUAGUCAGGGGCGCAUAUUAAUAACAAUUGUGGGUGAACCACUUCGUUUUUAAAACCAUUUGGACAUUUUUAUUCCUUACCAAGAGCGUUGGUGCUGCUUGAGUGAAACAUCAGACAAUAUCCUCUUUAUGCUUUUAAAAAAAAAGGAAAGCAACAGCUGACAGCUUGUACAAUACAUUUGCCUCUACCCUGGGAUUUAUAUUUUAAUGUUUUUAAUCCCUUGUUUGCCUGAGUGGGCUGUAGCUAUGUGUAAUGCAAUGCAGUCUCUUGCAGACAGGGGUUAAUCUCAGUGCACAGUCAGUAGAUGAGCCGGGCUGUAGCUAUGUGUAGUACAAUGCAGUCUCUUGCAGACAGGGGUUAAUCUCAGUGCACAGUCAGUAGAUGAGCCGGGCUGUAGCUAUGUGUAGUACAAUGCAGUCUCUUGCAGACAGGGGUUAAUCUCAGUGCACA